This is a messenger RNA of Nerophis lumbriciformis (worm pipefish), 1439 nucleotides long. Its product is annotated as E3 SUMO-protein ligase ZBED1-like. Lineage: Eukaryota; Metazoa; Chordata; Actinopteri; Syngnathiformes; Syngnathidae. The record is from RefSeq and is a predicted model, not a curated record.
UUCCACUUGAUCUUUUAGAAUUAGAAAUCUCUUCAAAAUGAUUCUUAGUUUACUAUUCAUAUUUUCUGCAGGUUAAAUGUCGCAUUUGUACGACAGAAUUGUCGUACGUCAACAAAUCCACCUCCUCAAUGCUGAGGCAUUAUAGGGCCAGGCAUGAACAUGAAGUUCCAGAGACACCCAGGAUAAACUCAGCUACCAGGAAGCAGAUGCUGGAUGAGGCUCUGCUGAACUUCAUUGUGACGGACUGCCAGCCCCUCAGCAUUGUGGAGAGUGAAGGGUUCAGGGAACUGGUGCAGGUCCUUGAGCCAUCAUAUGUUUUGCCUACCAGAAAGACCAUCAAAAAAAUACUGGUGAAAAAAUAUGAGGAGGAACGGGAACGAGUGAAAUUGGAAGUACAGCAAGCUGUGGCAGUGAGUAUAACAGCUGACAUGUGGACAUCUGUAAACAUGGAGGCUUACUUGGCUCUUACCUGUCACUACAUAAAUGAUAAUUUGCAGUUGUGUACAUCUGUGUUGGGUGUGCAAUACUUUCCACAAAGUCACACUGCUGACAAUUUGGCCCAGGUCAAAAGGGGCAUGAUGGCGGACUGGGCCAUAACUAAUAAAGUAAAGUGUUUUGUGACCGACGAAGCACCAAACAUGAUUGCAUCCACUAGACAGCUCCAAAUUCGACACUCAAUUUGCAUUGCACAUAGUCUUAAUUUAUUAGUUAGAAAAUCAUGUGACCAGAUCCCCACACUUGCAUCCAUCAGACACAAAGCUAGGCACAUUGUCACAUACUUCAGAUCGAGCACUACAGCUAAGGAGAAGCUUGCUCAAGUGCAGCAACAGAUGGGACGGCCAACCCUGAAACUCAUCUAUGAGGUGGCAACACGCUGGAACAGCACAUAUGAAAUGCUGUCAAGGCUACAUGAUGAGAAGGAGUCAGUGUGGGUAUCUCUGGCCUCUCUAAAAACAGAUUUGACUCCACUUACAGCUGAUGAGUUUGACAUCAUAGGAGAAACACUUAUUGUGCUUGCUCCUUUCCAUCAAGCCACAGUGGAGUUGUCUGAGGAGAGGCGAGUGUCAGGGUCAAAGGUCAUCCCGAUGAUGAAAAUGCUCUACGUUGCACUAGAGCAUAGUGCUUCAACCUUGCAAACACAGGCAGCCAAACACCUCCAUGAAAAUUUGAAGCGUCGAGUCACAGACACUGCUUCCAAUAUGGAGUCAUUAAGUGUGUUGACCCUAGCAACACUUCUUGACCCCAGAUUUAAAUCACUCGGGUUCCGCAAUUCUUUUAAAUUGAAUGACGCCAUCAUUCGGCUACGUUCCGAAUGUGCGUCUGUCAUCGGACGCACAAAUGAGCCCUGCCAGGACCAUCUGCAGAACAGCUGUCUGCACCCACUUCAGGCAUUUAUUCAGCAUUAUUUGUUUGUUGUUGUUUGAAAUCAUGUAAUAAAA